GAGCUUCAUUUCGGUACUGCGCGCGAAUCUCGAAUUCAUAGCCGACGGCUUAGCGGCGAGGUCUGGAUUCUGGAGAUACAGAGAGAACUGCUAGAGGUUUGUGCUCUUACCGAUUCCCUUUCUUCUCCGGAGAUUUUUUGAAGAUGGAAGAGGAGAAGGUUAAGAAUGAAGAAGAGGAGUUUAACACUGGUCCACUUUCUGUACUCAUGAUGAGUGUGAAAAACAAUACACAGGUUCUCAUAAAUUGCCGGAACAAUAAGAAGCUUCUAGGUCGGGUGAGGGCCUUUGAUCGUCAUUGCAAUAUGGUGUUGGAAAAUGUUAGAGAGAUGUGGACUGAGGUACCAAAGACGGGUAAAGGCAAGAAGAAAGCUCAGCCUGUUAACAAGGAUCGAUUCAUUAGCAAGAUGUUCCUUCGAGGGGAUUCAGUUAUCAUUGUUCUUAGGAAUCCCAAGUGAGAGGUACUCCUUUGAACAAUAUAAGUACUCUCAGUAUCGAACAAAUUGUUAUUUUGACAUUUUCUUAGCACUUAGUGCUGAUUUAGAUUGAAAAUUCCAGUUGUAGUAGUACUAAUGUAACGAAAGAUUGAAUCUACUUAUUUCGUCUUGCAUUUUAUAUCACUUAUAAAAAAUAUUGAUGUCUA
This is a messenger RNA of Impatiens glandulifera, 640 nucleotides long. RefSeq names its product small nuclear ribonucleoprotein Sm D2. Gene Ontology annotation, molecular function: RNA binding. Bases 144 to 455 code for a protein of 103 amino acids. Gene Ontology annotation, biological process: RNA splicing; spliceosomal snRNP assembly. The record is from RefSeq and is a predicted model, not a curated record. The transcript is spliced from 5 exons. Gene Ontology annotation, cellular component: precatalytic spliceosome; U1 snRNP; catalytic step 2 spliceosome. Lineage: Eukaryota; Viridiplantae; Streptophyta; Magnoliopsida; Ericales; Balsaminaceae.